Messenger RNA from Pleuronectes platessa (European plaice), 7776 nucleotides. It is a transcript of the gene clip1b, whose product is annotated as CAP-GLY domain containing linker protein 1b. The transcript has 23 exons. Gene Ontology annotation, cellular component: nucleus; cytoplasm; microtubule plus-end. Gene Ontology annotation, biological process: positive regulation of microtubule polymerization; cytoplasmic microtubule organization. Gene Ontology annotation, molecular function: microtubule plus-end binding. NCBI's taxonomy places the organism in Eukaryota, Metazoa, Chordata, Actinopteri, Pleuronectiformes, Pleuronectidae. The coding region runs from base 206 to 2980 and encodes 924 amino acids. The record is from RefSeq and is a predicted model, not a curated record.
UGCCCAGGCUGACGUCAUGCUGUCGGGCUGUGGAGACGAGCUGCUCAGUGAAGUGGAGCCACGACAUCCCGCCCUGAGACCCGGCUCACCGACAUAAAGAUCAACUCUAUUCCCUCAUAUUGGGACUGUGCGGGGGGGUGGGGAAGGCCUAGUCCUCCACCUUGACCAGGCAGGAUACCCCACACACCUCCCACUAUCCCCAGCCAUGGACAAACCAGCCGCCAUGACAACACCAGGCAAGGUCAGCGGACUCAAGCCUCCCAGUAAAAUAGUCCGUCCAUCAGGGGUGCCAACAAGGACGUCCCCGUCCUCAGGUACUCCAAAGCCAGUUCCUCCUGAGAAGUCCCCUGGUAGUGUUACCUCUCCAACUCCAGACGGAUGUGGUGACUUCCAGUUAGGGGAGAGGGUCUGGGUCAAUGGCAACAAGCCCGGCUGUGUGCAGUUUAUCGGGGGCACACAGUUCGCUCCUGGGCAGUGGGCGGGAAUCGUGCUGGAGGAGCCAAUCGGGAAGAACGACGGGUCGGUGGCAGGGGUCCGGUACUUCCAGUGUGAGGAUGGGAGGGGGAUAUUCACGCGACCUUCAAAACUAUCCAAGACUGCACUGCCAGAGAAGGAGGAAAAUGGCGGCCAGGCCAGCCCAGCACAAGCUUCCUUUGCAACAAGCCAGCCUGCACCUGUUAGCUCUACCUCAACCGUUCAGGGCACUGGCAUAAAGACAAGUGGGUUGCUAAACCGAAUGCACACGUCUAGCGAGUCGGUGUCAAACCUCUCAGACCCAGACUCCAUGAAGAAGAACAGUAGGGAGCUGAGGCUGGUAGACCGUGUGCUGGUGGGUGGUAGCAAGGCAGGAGUUGUGCGGUUUCUGGGAGAGACAGACUUUGCCAAGGGAUACUGGUGUGGAGUCGAACUAGACGAACCACUUGGCAAGAAUGAUGGAGCUGUAGCAGGGACCAGGUACUUUCAGUGCAUGCCGAGGUUUGGCUUGUUUGCCCCGGUCCACAAGGUGACGCGUAUUGGCUUCCCCUGCACAACACCUACCAAGGCGAAGAGCUCACGGAGGAGGUCCGGCCUUCUGAAGAGGAGUCCAAGUGCCUCCUCCAUUAGCUCGCUCAGCUCCGCCACCUCCUCAAUCAGCGGCAAACCCAGCCGAGCAGGACUGCUGACGGAGACAUCUGCUCGGUAUGCUCGGAAGAUCUCUGGCACCACAGCCCUGCAGGAGGCGCUGAAGGAGAAGCAGCAGCACAUUGAACAGCUGCUGGCGGAGAGAGACCUGGAGAGAUGUGAAGUUGCAAAGGUGACCAGCCACGCAGGAGAGGUGCAGCAGGAGCUGACUAAGCUGAUGAAAGGAAGGGAUCAGUAUACCAUGGAGAUGGAGGCCAAGCUGGAUCAGCUGCGUUCGUUGGUGGAAGCCGCAGAUCGAGACAAAGUGGAGCUGCUCAAUCAGCUGGAGGAGGAGAAAAGAAAAGUGGAGGAUCUGCAGUUUCGUGUGGAAGAGGUUUGCAUAACCAAAGGAGACCUGGAGACGCAGACCAGGCUGGAGCAUGCCCACAUAAAGGAGCUUGAGCAGAGCCUGCUCUUUGAAAAGACCAAAGCUGAAAAACUCCAGAGGGAUUUAGAGGACACUAGGGUGGCCACUGUGUCUGAGCGCUCCAGGAUCAUGGAGCUGGAGAGGGAGGUGGCAGAUCUCCAGCUGAGGCUCCGGGCGUCCCAGCAGAAGGAGGAUGCUGUGUCUCUGUCCCAGCAACAGAUUGGCAGCCUCAAGGCCCAGGCACAGUCUCAAGAGAAAAGGAUCAGUGAGCUGAGCGUGGACCUGGAGAGCAGACAGAAAGAGCUUCAGUCUGUGCAGCAGGAUAAGAGUUCUCUGGAACAGCAGCUGAGCAGCCUGAGACAAAUGCUUGAGAUAGCUGAGGAGGAAAACAGGAGGACAGCAAAGACCAUGCAAGAAUUGGAGAAGAGUGUGGAGCAGUCGAAGAAAGACUCUCAGACCCUGAAAGAGGAGAGCAAGUGUAGAGAGAAGGAGCUGAAAGUCCGGCUGACAAAGGCCACUGAGAAGUCAGAGGGGACGGCUCUGUCGCUUGAUCAUCUGACUAAUGAGAAUAAGAUGCUGGAGACAGAGCUUGAGGCUUUGAAACAGCAGAACUCCAACUACCAGGAGGAGCUCAGUCUGUCGAAGGAGAGGAGCAGCUCAGAAAACCAGCGUAUCGGAGUCCUCUGCAAGGAAAUCGAGGAGCUGAAGCUGGCCUCCCAGAAGUCUCUUGACGAGUACAACGAGGAUCGCAACAAUCAACAACCGGACAUGAAGAGCAGAGAAACUAACUCAAAUCGGGAACUUGAGGAGGAAGUCAAAUUCCAGAAGUCAACUGGAGCCUUAACCUCAGACAAAGAUCGGGAACUGGAAACUCUGAGGAAUGAGAUCAAAGUUCUUCGAGGUGAAAACGCCAUGGCCAAGACCCUUCAGUCGGCCGUGGAGACGUUGGAGAGAGACAAAGCUCAGCUGCAGAGUCGUGUUUGCCGUCUAGAGCAAAGGCUCAUGGGAACGCAGACCUCUGAGGGAGAAGACAGCGAGGCCCCACCAUCAGGCGAUGCGGCUCUCGAGCAGCUGAGGGAAGAGAAGGAGUUCGCUGAGGGACAGAUCAACUUCCUGAACAGUGUGAUCGUGGACCUGCAGCGGAAGAACGAGGAGCUGAAGAUCAAACUGAAGAAACUCGCUCUGGCUGAGUUCAAUGGCAACGAAGAGACUGAUGGUUUUGAUGAAGCCAUAUCAAAGCGGGAGAAGAAGGCCUCCCUCCGUCUGUUCUGCGACAUCUGCGACUGCUUUGACCUCCACGACACAGAGGACUGUCCCACUCAGGCCCAGAGCCCCGACUCUGUUCCUCACAGCACCUACCACGGCAACCCGGCCAACGAAAGGCCCUACUGUGACAUCUGUGAGGCCUUCGGACACAGCACACAGUCCUGCAACGAUGACCAGACCUUCUAGAGGCUCCAAAAAACUCCCCCUGCAUUUCAAUUCCUUCCAUUUCCUCUUUCAUCUCACUUUUAUGCACAUCUCACCUCUUGCUCUCCUGCUACAUUUCCUUCCAUCCAGCCCAACAUGCCUGCAGAUUCUUCCAUAUUGUAUUUUUAUACUCUAUUUAAGCAUAUCACUGGUAGCCACAGUUCUGACCCAAAUCCUUUAGCCCGCAGCUUUUUUCUCAGAGGAGAACCGGUUCUGUAAUGCAGACUGUUCGUCCAAAUAUGCUGCUUUAGUGCAAUAUUGAUGUUUAGAACAAAAGGAAUCUGUCCUCUGCACUUGUUGUUUUGAACGUGUUGUUUUCAAAAAUGAGCAUUAGUCACAUUCAAUGUGUUUUGGGCUUUAUUAGCAAAAAUGUGAUGCGACAAAAAGUGAAGCACAGUUAAAACUGAAGGGAAAAUGAAACUCCUCUCGUACUUAACAUUCCUGUCCUCUGUAUCACACUCCUCUGCCUGUACGCCUGUAAACCAAUCAGAUACUGAUACAGAGGUACUGCCACAACAAAAAAUUGACUGAUGUUUUAUGCUUAAUAACGUUUUACAAAGCCACUUUGUCAGUUUAUAUCUUACAAUAGAGCGUUAGGGCCACUUUUAAAGGAGACGUUAUGCUCGUGUUCAGGCUCAUUAUUUUAAUCGUUAUUAUUGUACAAGUAGUAUUACUGGAAACGGUAUACAUGCUCUUUUGUGAUUGGUUAACCGCUUCCAGCACAUAUAGGAACUGUCAGCCUCUGCUCUCGCUUAAUCAGGAAAGAGUGAAUAUCUUGAGACCAAAAGAAAAACAUUUUAAUAUUUCAAUCCAAAGUUUUAUUUUUGAAGGAUGUUUAUGGCAUAUUCUUGAUACAUAACAACUUUAUUUUCUAAACCCUAAAGUUAUUUUUUUGGUUUACUUACAUUUUGAAAAUAUUGCAACUUAUUUUUCUGAACUAUUUUGAUUUUAGUCUCAUAAUAUUACUACAUAUUCAUAUUUGAAAGGUUGUAAAAUUAUUACAACAUUACUGUUGAGAUAUUACAUAACCCUUUAUUCUCAUAAUAGUACAGGAUGUAUUUUGACAACAAUGUCUUACAUAAUUACUUCAUACUCUAGUCUAUAUAUAUUAGACCUUUUUUUUAGUGUUGUCUCUCUAAAUAUCCCACUUUCACACUUUCCGCUUUAAUCUUUAAAUUUUACAACUUCACUCUCAAAUUCGUAUGACUUUAUUCUCUAGAUAUUCAUACUUUUCUAGUGGCCCUAGUACUCCGUCUAAAUGUUAACACGUUGUAAAAAGUUCCUUCUUGACCUUGGAAAUCCUAGUUUCCAUGGUAACUAGUUCUUUACAGAGCUUUCAACUCUCUUGAAGUUUAUUCCCGGGAAGUUUAACAGUUUACACCGUGUGUGGAGCGUUAACGCCACCUAUCGAUGAAGACUGAGAAGCAAAUGAAGGUUUCAGAAACAGCUGGCAGAUGGAUGUUGAGUCAAAGAGCCACCCAGUGGAUCUUAAACAUGAAGGACUGGUUGAUCUGUUUACUUGCUUACUUCUCUUGGAUGGGGUGGCUCUGCAACGUUCGGUCCAUUUGACUGGCGCCCUGGAGCUUUCAGUAUUAUCGCAAAUAUCUUCAUCGGCAGAUGAAGUACGUAUGGUGGUCAUGAAAUUGCAGAGAUCCCUUUUAGGACUCCUCUCAUCUCUUGUUUGCUUUAAAUUGAGAUUUUAGAAUCCCAUGACAGCUGGGCAACUCGACUGAAAACAGAUGCUCAAUUGACCUUGAGGUUGGAUUAUUUACAAUUUUAGUCCGCUGUUGUAUCUAAGGUCACGAGUGAACUUUCUAUUUUAACAUUGUUGUGUAUUUACCUUUCAAUAGGUCGGCAUAUAUACGUUAAUAUCCCUCAGUAAUGUCACGGAACUUUACUGAAGAUCUGUUGUAGCUAUUGAUGAUGUUGAUACGUUUUGUUAUUUAUUGUCUAAUCUUUCACUAACCAGUGAUAUUCCUACAGGGAAAUAAGCUAGCACUGAUUUAAAGUGUUUAUAGUCUGUAGUAGGACUACUGUAGUGUAGGUGGGCGUCUGCCGCAUGUAACAGGAACUCACCCAGAUGAAACUAUAGCAGCCUCGACUUGCUUAGAUUUGCACUGUCCACUUUAACGAUUCAGCAGAGACAUACGUUAAUGUUCCGAUUCUAACGUUAUAUAAAAGUUAUUUUAUCUUAAAAGUUCGUUCAGAUAAUUCAUUAAUGUCCUAUUUCAUGCUGCCCUCUUUAAAGAUACAGUUUGACAUUUUGGGGAAAUUCUCUCUCGCUUUUACAUAAAAAGAUUGACAUGUGUAUGAUACAUGCAAAGCUAUAGCAGGUUAGUUUAAGUAACAAAGCCUGGAAACAGGACAAGCAGCUAUAGCCUGUGACGUUUUAUUUCAAAUUAGCUGCUCCUAACAUAACACACCUAACCUGAACCAAACUGGCUGACACGUUGCAUUGUGGGUAAUGCGGCCACCAGGUUCUGACCAGAGAGAAGAAUAUGGAGAAGGAAGAAAAGACGAUAUCUCCGGUUCUGCUACAUUGAUUUUGAUCAUUUUUGUAUUUAACUGACCACCUUCAGUCCAACAAUGCUCUGUAUCUAACUCAUGAGCACCCUUUUAACCCAUAGACACUUUCUUCAUGUGCAGGGAAGCGAAUGGGCCUAUUUCCCAAAAUGUCAAACUAUUCCUUUAAAUGUACCCAGUAUAAAAACAUGUAUUUUGACGUAUCUCGUACUUAAGCACAAUGUUGGAUCAUAUUGAAUCUUCCAGUGUAACAGUGUAUAAUACAUGACUAACCAUUGACACUAGUCUUUGUAAAUACCAGUCAGACGCUUCUGAUAAAUGUGUACACAGUGCCAUGGAACAACGAUAGCUUUUAUGUGUACGGCAAUUUAUUUUUUCUGCCCUGUGGAUAAGAUUGACGUACACGGAGGUUGCCACUCCAGAGGAAAAACCAAGCCCCUUUGUAUAGACUUUAAAAACAUGAUGUACUUUGUAAGUGAUAUGUCUAAUUAUUAGUGUUUUAUAUAUGUAACAAUUUCAGGCACCAUCUAUAAAUGGUUUCCAAAUGCUCAGACCAUUCGACUGACGUUGGCGUGGUGUAAGAUGUCCUGUUUUCUAUGUACUGUAUACUCCUGAACAGUCCAAUAGAAAAACUAAGAACAAAACCGCUGCUGUGUUUGUGUUUGUUCCCUCCGGCAGGAACCUGGGUGUUUUGUGUAACACUCUAAAGGCACCGCCAUUAAAACCCACUCUCUAACCCGACCGUAUAGAUUGGCUGCUGCACCGCUUAUUGCGAUCUCAUUCCCACAUCCAUUUACUCCGGAGAGGCUCGGGCAGCACAAAGAGCCUGCUCUAUUUUUCAUGAGCUGCAAAGAGUUGUUACUUUUUACAUGAAAGUGGCUGAGGGGGGGCCGGGCUUUUGUCAGUGAGUCCAGCAUUACAGACGACACGAUGAGACAAUCUGCUCAUUUAGGAUUUAAACCGCCAAGAUAACGCUGCAGUCAGCUUCCCAACAGUUAAAAGGAAAGUUACGAUAAGACCUAUCCGACAGUGCUGAGGGAUUGAUUUUUUGCACCUCCAACUGUUGUGAAAGAGUAAUACACACACACAGGGAUCGUGUCGGAAAACCACAGUCAAACUUAUGAAAUGUAAACAAGGUUAUACUCACGUCUAGACAAAAUCGGACAGGCUCCCGAUGUGAAACCAUUGUACUUGGAAUGUUUAAAUAUGGACCAGAUUUUAGAUCUAGUCCAGAGAAACAUAUGACUCUGGAAAAAUGUUUCAGAUUUGAGAUACAUCAUCAGUUGAUUCAUGAAUCUGAAACUGUGUCUAUACGAGUGUCUGGCCUCUCUGGGACAAUCUAUUCUAGAUUUGACGCGUCUAAGUACAAUGGAUUUCAAUCGAGACCUGGUCAGAAGUGGUCUGAUCCUGGAAAAAAGCAGAGAAAUACAAUUUCGGAGUCAAGAUAACACUAUCAAGUUUUGUGAAUUUUAUUAAGAAAACAAAACCAUUGGACAUGAUAAAAACCAAGCACUACUGAUGGAAUAAAUAAGUCAAACCAAACCAUUAAUCUGUACAAGAUCUAACGUCAAACAAUGGUCCCAUGAAAAAAAACAUACAAGAUUUUAUAUCUCACAGCUUUUUUUUCCUUACGCACAGUUUUGAGCAAACUACAAUUAAUCAGCUCGAACAGAUGGGAGCUACAACAUGAGUGAGAAUUUUUUCUUAAACUGAGUGUACAUAAUGCUGUUUCUAACUGUUAAUGUCAAUACAAUAGCAUUUUAAGUUCCAGCGCUGCUGGACUGGGAAUGAGGUAUAUGCUAAUCCAUCCUCUUAACUGAGACUGUUUUCUUUUCUCUCCAUCCAUGUGAACGCUGAUUUGAUGAAAUCUGAUCAAGUCAUUCUGUGUCACGUUCCACCUCUAUAGCCCCUGUUGUGUCAUGAAGUUGGUGGUUUGCGGUGAUUCAAUUGAUUUCAAUCCAUAUUCAUGAGAAAAUAUUGAUUAAUCCAAGCACAUCUUACAUGUGUGAGGUUGGACAUUAGAGGUCAUAGGUCUGAAUCCGUACAAUAAAGUUCAAGUCCGCACAAAUCAAGGGCGUGUAUGGAUUCAGCCGACAGACAGCACCUUGAAGGAGGAGGAGAACCAAAGUCGGAGCUAAAGGACUGGAGCCUUGUGUAUCGGGAGCUACAGGAACAUUUGCGGGACAUAGAUAAGUAGUGAUACACAGAACACGUACAGAAGACAACGUGAGUAAAUGCAAGUCGAGAUGGUGGAG